This is a messenger RNA of Tarenaya hassleriana, 1144 nucleotides long. Its product is annotated as mitochondrial outer membrane import complex protein METAXIN. Gene Ontology annotation, cellular component: SAM complex. Lineage: Eukaryota; Viridiplantae; Streptophyta; Magnoliopsida; Brassicales; Cleomaceae. The record is from RefSeq and is a predicted model, not a curated record. Gene Ontology annotation, biological process: mitochondrion organization. The transcript has 6 exons. Bases 58 to 1005 code for a protein of 315 amino acids.
ACACAGUUCAUUCCCGAAAGGCCAGAAGGGCAAACAGAGAUCUUACAGAAACCGGCCAUGGAAGGCGAGCAAGAAACGGUGGACUUCACUUUGGUCGCGAGGAAACCCUACUUCGGUCUCCCAACAGCCUGCCCUAGUUGUCUUCCCGUUUACGUCUACCUCAAAUUGGCUCAAGUUCCUUUCCAAUUGGCCUUCAAUUCAACCUUCCCCGAUUCAGAUCAAAUACCAUACUUUGAAGCUGGUAGUACACAUGUUGCAUACAAUAAUGAGAAUGGAGGGGUUAUUGAAAAUUUGAAGAGAGAUGGCAUCGUCAAUCUGGAUUCUAGGUUCCAGUCUCUUCCGGAGUUUAUAUCGUUGAAAUCCCUUAUAGUAUCCUGGCUCGGGGAAGCACUUACAUAUGAGCUCUGGAUUGGUACUGAGGGAAGUUCUGCAUGGGAAAUUUACUAUUCGGAUCUGCCUUGGGUGAUCAGCAAGGUUCUGUUUCUCAAGCAAAUGUACAUGGCCAAGACCCAACUUGGAAUUAGCAAAGACAACGCUGAAGAAAGGGCAAAACAGAUAUACAAAAGGGCAAGUGAGGCAUAUACGGCUUUAUCAACUAGAUUAGGCGAGCAGAAGUUUCUCUUUGAGGAUAGGCCCUCGAGUUUGGAUGCUUUCUUUCUUGCGCAUGUGCUUUUUACACUCCAAGCACUACCAGAAACAUCAGUGCUUCGAAGCAAACUUAUGGAGCAUAAUAAUCUGGUGAGAUAUGCUGAGAAACUGAAGUCGGAUUUCCUGGAGGCUUCUUCUUCUUCGUCUCCUUCUCCACUUCACUCUUUCGCAUCCUCGUUUUCGAGAAAGAGUUCAAAGCCGAAGAGCAAACCAAAGGGCGAAAAGACGGAAGAGGAGAAGAAGUUUAAGAAAAGGGCAAGGUUCUUUCUAGCUGCACAGUUUAUCGCCAUUGUUCUUUACUUGUCUGUGAUGGGAGGAGUCAGUUCUGAUGAACUAGAGUAUGAGGAUGAUGACUAAACAAAGACCUCUACAAAUGAGACUGGUAAUGUUCCUUUCUGAUAUAAACCCUUUUCCUUUUCUUUCUAGAAUAGAGAAAGGAAGAAGAGAAACAGUGAAUUUUUGGCUCUGAAGUUGUCAUUUGAUUCUUCUCGUUUUA